GUAAGCAUGGAGUCGUUCAGCUCCAAGGAUAUGGCCAUGCAGGCCCAGAAGAAGAUCCUCAGCCACAUGGCCAACAAGUCCAUGGUUCAUAUGUUCAUAGACGACACCAGCAGUGAGAUCCUGGACGAGCUCUACCGCGUUUCCAAAGAGUAUUCAGGCAACCGCUCCGAGGCCCAGAAGGUGGUGAAGGACCUGAUCAAGAUAGCAGUGAAGAUCGGCGUGCUGUUCAGACACAACCGUUUUAGCCCAGAGGAGCUGAGUCUGGCCCAGGACUUCAAGAAGAAGCUGCAUCAAGGAGCCAUGACAGCCAUCAGCUUCUGUGAGGUGGAGUUCACCUUUGACAAAACAGUAAUGUCGGAGAUCCUGACAGGAUGCAGAGAUCUGCUGUUGAAGCUAGUUGACUCCCACCUCACGCCCAAAUCCCAUGGUCGCAUUAACCACGUAUUCAACCAUUACGCCGAUCCCGAGCUUCUGACCCAGCUGUACAACCCUGACGGACCCUUUAAACCAAACCUCACCAAAAUCUGCACCGGCCUCAACCAUCUGCUGGAGGAGGGGACGUUAUGAGAUGUGAGCAAGUCUAUGAUUGUGAGAGAGACACUGGGAUAUCUGCUUGGAGGGGUCUGCUUAGAACUCAAGAGAGGACUGUGUGCAAGGACAGGAAG
Molecule: messenger RNA, 665 nt
Organism: Coregonus clupeaformis (lake whitefish)
Lineage: Eukaryota; Metazoa; Chordata; Actinopteri; Salmoniformes; Salmonidae
Gene: tnfaip8l2b
Product: tumor necrosis factor, alpha-induced protein 8-like 2b
Biological process (GO): regulation of apoptotic process
Cellular component (GO): cytoplasm
Source: RefSeq, a predicted model, not a curated record